AUGAGCGUGUCACACUCCCUGCCAACCCAUCCACCCGACCUGAGCGCCAAAAUCCCGAAACUGGUUCCCCGCAAACGCGCACCGCAGCGGGACGUAGAGAGUGCCCCGCCCCCCCCACCUACACCAGCUCUUCCCCCCCCCCCAGACCUCACGAACCAUACGUAUGAGACGCCAUCGAGGAGGAUACUAAGCCCGGCGGACCAUGAGUUGUUCCUUAAGAGUGAGACUUGUACGCUGGUUGAGGCGUGGAUAUUUGGGCUCAGCGAUGCGGUGAGGGAUCGGAGUAUCAAGAGUGUGAAGGAGGGCGAUGCGUCACCUGUUGUCCAGACAAUCCUGAGGAUUAUAAAGGAGGUAGGGGGCAUACUGGAGAGAUGUCCCCCCGAAGAUACAGGCUCCCGGUUUGGCAACCCUGUCUUCAGGACGUUUAUCAACGAAAUCGGUGCCGCCCUUCCAGAAUGGCACACUUCACUCGGCCUCUCCAACUCCCCCCAGAUUACUGAAAUCUCCACCUACCUCCACAACGCCUUCGGCAAUAAACGCCGCAUCGACUAUGGCAGCGGCCACGAACUAAACUUCUUCCUCUGGCUGCUGUGCCUAAACCGCAUCUCCCUCCUCCCAUGCUCAGCCUUCCGCUCUAUCGUCCUAACCAUCUUCCCCGCCUACCUAUCCCUCAUGCGCAAAGUGCAAUCAGCAUACUACCUUGAGCCGGCGGGCUCACAUGGCGUGUGGGGACUAGACGACUACCAAUUCCUCCCGUUCCUAUUGGGGGCCUCGCAGCUACUACACCAUGCAUACAUCACCCCCAAAGCAAUCCACAACGCGCUCACGCUGGAAGAAUUCUCACCGGAAUACUUGUACCUGGAUCAAGUGAAUUUUGUCAAUAGCGUCAAAAACGUCGACGGCUUACGCUGGCACUCCCCCAUGCUCGACGAUAUAUCGUCCGCAAAGUCCUGGUUGAAAAUAGAGAGCGGCAUGCGCAAAAUGUUUAUCAAAGACAUUCUGCACAAACUUCCGGUUAUGCAGCAUUUUCUCUUCGGAUCCUUGAUCCCUGCUGUCGAGGGCAUGAGUACAGAGGAAGAGUGGGGGGUGAGUAGAGAGGAGGAUGAGGCUGAGGGAGGGGAGGUCAAGGUUUGGACAGAUGAGGAGGGGAAGAGACAUGUGCAUGCGAGUACUGGGUGGGGAGAUUGCUGUGGGAUUCGAGUUCCUGCGGCGGUGGGGGCAGAGGGGGAGAUGAGGAAAGUCGGUAGGGCGGGUGGGCUGAGGAGGGUGCCUUUCGAUUGA
Lindgomyces ingoldianus is the source of this 1281-nucleotide messenger RNA. Its product is annotated as serine/threonine-protein phosphatase 2A activator 2. The record is from RefSeq and is a predicted model, not a curated record. Gene Ontology annotation, cellular component: protein phosphatase type 2A complex; cytoplasm; nucleus. The transcript has a single exon. Gene Ontology annotation, molecular function: protein tyrosine phosphatase activator activity; peptidyl-prolyl cis-trans isomerase activity. Bases 1 to 1281 code for a protein of 426 amino acids. Lineage: Eukaryota; Fungi; Ascomycota; Dothideomycetes; Pleosporales; Lindgomycetaceae. Gene Ontology annotation, biological process: mitotic spindle organization.